Pygocentrus nattereri (red-bellied piranha) is the source of this 1234-nucleotide messenger RNA. Its product is annotated as cytochrome c oxidase subunit 4 isoform 2, mitochondrial. The transcript has 5 exons. Gene Ontology annotation, biological process: mitochondrial electron transport, cytochrome c to oxygen. NCBI's taxonomy places the organism in Eukaryota, Metazoa, Chordata, Actinopteri, Characiformes, Serrasalmidae. Bases 151 to 681 code for a protein of 176 amino acids. The record is from RefSeq and is a predicted model, not a curated record.
UCUCUCUCUCUCUCUCUCUCUCUCGCCCGCUAGUUCGCUCCCUCUCUGCUGAGUCUGCGAGUCUGUGAAGAAAGCGGGACUUUUUUGGUUGUUCGCUCAGCGCCCUGUGCUUUUUUACACCGUGUGGUCUUUCAGUCUCUCAGGCAAACCAUGCUGCGCCUGACUGCAGGACGAUUGGGGAGCCUGUUGUCCAGACGGGCAAUGGCACCUCUCAGCAUCAGCAAUACCAGGAUGGCCAGCCAUGGACACGAAGUGUCAGAGCAGGCCGACAUGUCCGUCCCCCUGUACUGGGAUCGUCGGGAUACUCCUCUACCGGACAGACCUUACCAGGACACCCUCAGUGAUGCUGAUAAGAGCCUGAAACAGAAGGAGAAAGGACCCUGGAACGGUCUUUCAAAUGAGGAGAAACUCGCCCUGUACAGGAUUAUGUUUAAAGAAACGUAUGCGGAGAUGAAGAAGCCGUCCAACGAGUGGAAGACAGUAGUAGGAGGAAUCUUGUUCUUUAUUGGAAUAACUGGUCUGGUGGUGCUUUGGCAGCGCAUCUAUGUGUACCCUCCUCCUCCUCAUACCUUUGAUGAAGAGUGGGAGGCCAAGCAGGUGAAGAGGAUGCUGGACAUGCGGGUGAACCCAGUGCAGGGCUUCUCUUCUAAAUGGGACUAUGAGAAGGGCCAGUGGAAGUAGAUGCAGGGAGGGCAGAUGAGUCUGAGCUUUCAUGGCCCCUUGGGUAUCUGCUGCACUUGAUGCCAUGAAGUGUCUCCUACCAUCUUGUAUGAAUACUCCGUCCACUCUGGUAUUCUAUUACUUUGCUUAGAAGAGGCUUUGUUACUGCACUUGUUAUGGUGAGAGAAAAUGUUGCCGACACAGACAAAUGUACUCUGGGACCUAAACAAGCUCCUACUGAGAGUUGUGUAAUAAAUCAUUUAACAUAACUUACUAUGCUUUAACCCUUCUGUUAACUCAUCAUAGCAUAGUGCUUUUUAAUACUGAAUUUCUCAAAGGAAAUUGAAUGAAAAAGAACCCCACAGUUAAACUAACCAGGAAAUGUGUUGGUAUUCGUUGGUAUUGCAGUUGAAGCCCCCCACACACAUUUAAUGACCACAAGUGCAGAUGAACGAGUUGAAAUUGGUCUUUAUUCACUUUUAAUGAUAUCAGACAUUAAAAAAAAAAAAAAGUCCUAAGACAAACAAUUCAUUCAGGGAUGGUGUUUAAAUAAACCCAAAGCCUUAAAAAAAUA